Molecule: messenger RNA, 16010 nt
Organism: Lymnaea stagnalis (great pond snail)
Lineage: Eukaryota; Metazoa; Mollusca; Gastropoda; Lymnaeidae
Source: the annotation of a GenBank genome assembly
AUGUUUGGGGAGGUUGGGGUGUGUGUGUGUGGGCGUCAGGCUUGCAUGUCCGUGUGUACACAAUCGUGUGAGGAGCUCAUGUUGACUAUCAGAUAAAACGCCCUGGCUGGACUGUAUUCAACCGCUGUUUACCAAGGAGUACUGGAGCCUCGCGCACCGCGUUACUGUAGACCAGCCCAGUAGAACCGGGUGAGUACACCGUUGGUCAGGUCGACUGGUCAUUACUGCUGGCCGGUCCCCUAGAACCAGGUAAGUUCUAGACCAUUCAUGGUGGCUGGUUUAUUAUUGCUGGCCAUUCCAGUAUAGCUCACCCGUUUAAAUUAGGGUAAGUUGACUGAUAAAAUCUCUCAUUGAUCGCGACUUUAAACAAAAUAUAUAAUCGACUCUGUGAAAGUUGAAAUUACUUUUUUCAAUGUAGUCCUCUCAUCUACUGAUACAACAUUACCUAACUUGAAAGUUUCACUCAGGCAGAUAAUCUUAAACCAGGGAGAUGCUGCUCUGUGUUGUUGAAUUCAUUGUUUGUUACCCUCAACAAAGUUUACAUAAAAAAAAAAAAAUUAAACAUUAUGAACGAAUAAAAAACGUAGGUGAUAAUUACACAUAGUUUAAUGCUGAGAUAAGAUAUUCCAAAUAAUACUUGCCUGGCCCCGAGUGCCGUGAGAUAAGAUAGUCCAGAUAAUAUUUGCCUGGCCUCCAGUGCCGCGAGAUAAGAUAUUCCAAAUAAUACUUGUCUGGCCCCCAGUGCCGUGAGAUAAGAUAGUCCGGAUAAUAUUUACCAUGCCCCGAGUGCCGUGAGAUAAGAUAGUCCGGAUAAUAUUUGCCUGGCCCCGAGUACCGUGAGAUAAGACAUUUCAGAUGAUACUUGCCUGGCCCCGAGUGCUUCGAGAUUAAGAUAUUCCAGAUGCGACUUGCCUUGCCCCGAGUGCUUUGAGAUAGAUAUUCCAGAUGAUACUUGCCCUUCCCCCAGUGCUUUGAGAUAAGAUAGUUUAAAUCAGUGGUUCUCAACCUUUCUAAUGCCGCUACCCUUUAAUACAGAUCCUCAUGUUGUGGCGACCCCCAACCACUAAAUUAUUUUCGUUGAUACCUUACAACUGUAGAUUAUGUCUUUUCAAGAACGUCUUAGGCGACCCCCGUGAAAGGGUCGUGCGACCCCCAAAGGGGUCGCGACCCACAGGUUGAGAACCGCUGGUCUAAAUAAUACCUGCCUGGCGCCGAGUGCUUUGAGAUAACAUAUUCCAGAUGAUACUUGCCUUGCCCCGAGUGCUUUGAGAUAAGAUAGUCCACAUAGCACUCUCCUGGCUCAGAGUGCCGUUGAACCUCGCGACCUAACUGCACUUCUUAAGAUUAAGCAUUUUAUUUCGUCGACACCAGUCCAUGCUAUUCUCCAAGAAUCUGCACCCAUUUCUAUUUCUCCCUUGCUGUUUCCCUCAAUUUGUUAUGUUUUUUACUCGUUAAGUCUCAAAACUUCACAAAACCAUUUUUAAAAAAUAUUCCAGAAUUUAUUUAUGUUUUUUUUAAUUUUUUUUUUUUACAAUUUUCAGGUACUUACCGUUCCACGAUGCCUUCCCCGAGAAACUUUCUCCUCCUGUGCGCCGCCCUCGCAGUUUUCGUACCCACCACCAACGCCCAUGACUACUACGCGUCCGGUUACUCCUACUACUACACCACGCCACUGUACUGCUACGGAACAUCCGUCUACACGUGGAGCUCCACGCUCGCGGUUACGACAUCCUACCAGGCGUGUCCACAGACGUCUUGUUAUGAAUACUACUCCAGGAACGUCUGCUGCAUGACCUACUUCCAGGGGGGUGAGCUAAACUCAACAGUUUUGUCAAACCAUGAAUCAAAGCUUACAUGUUAAAUGAAGUAUCGUCUUGUAGAUACUCACAGUAUACUACUUGUCACUGCAUAAACGUGUACGAAGGAAUGUUGUUCUGUCGCUGCGUAUAUGUGUACGAGGUCUGUCACUGCAUUGAUGUGUACGAUGGAUUGUUGCCCUGUCACUGCAUACAUGUGUGCGAGGGAUUGUCGUCCUGUCACUCAUUAAUGUGUACGGGGGAAUGUUGUCCUGUCACUCAUUAAUGUGCACGGGGGAAUGUUGUCCUCUGUCACUGCAUUAAUGUGUACGAGUGAAUGAUGUACUCUGUCACUGCAUACAUGUGUACGAGUGAAUGUUGUCCCCUGUCACUGCCUACCUAUGUACGAGGGAAUGUUGUCCUGUCACUGCGAACGAGGCUUGGUCGGUUCAGUAAGUGACAUUAUUGUUUCGCCUUUGACUAGCAUCAAGAAAAAAAAAAUCCUAACGUUCACAGAGAACACAAGACCCUCGUCCUACUCUCCUUACAUAAGCAUACAAAUGUCUUUCAACCUUUCCGCUUAGAAAGUUACUCGUGACAGGACAGAAAAAUGACUGGCGUCUCCAAAAGUCAAGCGACUGCUCUGCACUCCUAAAACAUAGAUUUGAAUGUAUAAAUACAUAUUCAAAACAUUUUUUGGCGCCUGUGUGAAGGAGCCUUUUGUUUACUAUAAAAAUAGUAAUAAAUGAAAAGAAGUAUGGGGAAAACCCUUUUAAGAAAAAGGGAUGCAACAAAACAACGAGCUUGUAUGCAAAAGCCUUCAAACAACAGUAAAAACAAAUGUAAAAAAAAUAAAAUAACCAUUCUGAUGCGAUGUAGUAUCUGAGAGGACAACAAGGGAAAUUUAAUAGACAAUUCGUAUUUAAGAUAAUUUUUACAGGCCGUAGGGGAUCACAAAGUAAGUGCACAGCAAUUGGAUGUAACAAGGAGGGGCGGAAAAAAGAUUUAACAAGUCAAUGAGAACAUGGCAUUCAUGCCAUGUGGUGUCAAGGUACUUAAUUUUGUUCUCUAGGUUCAUACCGGCUGUCAUGUUGGUGCAGGACACAAUGGCAGUGAUUGCAAUAUCGCCGGAGCCCCUUGCGGUCGCUUCUUUAGAAGUGUCUUGAGAUAGGACGUAAUCAAUCUUGCGCAAUAUUUCGAUUGUGCACAGUACGUUGGUCCGUGAGGUGAAGUCCAGUCUCACCCAGAUACAUCAUAUGGCAGCGGUUACAAGUAAUGGCGUAGAUAACAGUGUGUCUAUUGCAAAGGAAACCGAGUCUUAUAUGAAAACUAAUGCGUUGAGUGUGGAUGACAAAAAAAAAGAAAGUCUUUCAUCGGCUGCGUCCACAUGGCUUGGUUACAAAGUGGGAGGGGUUAGCAUGGAUGUAGUUAUUUAAAAAAAAAAAGAGAUCUCGUAUAUUCUUAGCUCUUCUGAUAACAGAGAAAUUGUUUUGGGUGUGAGGGUCAGGGUCAGGGUCAGCGCGGCGAAUGGCACGCUUUUUAAAGAGAUCAUAAUUGGUGAGGAGAAAAGCACGAUUUUAAUGAAAACUUGUUUAACUCUGAAUUUGUUUCGGUGAUAUGUGAGAAUAGGCUUGGUUCUGUCCCCAUUGUCCCCCGGGCCAACGGCAAGUAACUCUAUGGGUAGGUCAUUACACCGCAAACAGUCGAUCAUCUCAAGUGCCCAUUACUCGUCCUCAGACUGGCAAUGUCUACGAAGACGAAGUAGUUGAGAAAAGGGAAACGGGGUCUUUACAGGAAUUUGCGUUGGGAAGAAAAAGCAGAGUAGAUGGCUGCGGCUGUCAGUGGGUUUAAAGUAGGCAGGGGCUAGUAGGCUGUCUUUGUGAAGUGAAGGGUGACCGUAAUGUCCAAAACGAUAGUCGAGUUUAGAGACCUGUGAUGUGGCUGUGGCGUGGAAAGAGCCCACGAGGUUGAUGAAUAGGUCAAGUUGACUCCCCUCCAUAGUUGGGACUCCGAUACCAUAAGCAAGGUACGUUUUUUGUGUGUGCAAAAUUCAGGCAGGCGUCCAGUGUUGUCUAUCUCCACCACGAGUUCAAAAUGUACCAUGAACGAGCACUUGUAGCUGGGUCCAAAUUUAGUGCUAAUACCAACAUCACUGAUUUGGUCAAAGAAUAGGCCUUUAAGCUCAAACGAAUUGCGGGUGGGAUCAAAUUCAACUAAACGGAGGAGAGUGUUGGUAGGUAAAGAUGGAUGGGUUUCACACUAGAAUUAGAAUUGUGAAUCUAAGACACCGUCAGUGUAAGGUAUCGAAGUAUAUGUAGAAAAUAAAUCAAGCAGAAAUAGAUAAUGUUUCUUCUCAGGAGGGAUGAUGAUCGAUUCAAAAGAUGCAAAAAACAUUGUUGGUAUCUUUGAUAAAAAGUGAGCGGCGAGGCUAGAUGGGUUUAAGAACUCCAUCAAGGAAUUCCGAGAUAUGAUCUGUGGGGCAAGAGCACCCUGAGACAGUGGGACUACCAGGGAUGCAUCACUUGCGCAUUUUGGGAAGAAGAGAGAAGCAGGGCUUGCCGAAGACACAAUCCAUUUUUUUUUUAAAGCAGAGCCUGAUUUAGGUUGUGCCCAUUCUGCCAUAAAUUUUUUGAUAGUCUCUUUUACUAUCACAUUGUUUAGUCAUAGGCUUGUUGGUCCUCGGUUCGAAGAACUGGCUGUCAUCUAGCUGAAUUUGUUCCUCUUUUAUGCCUAGAUUCUAGUCACACACAACGACGUCUCCACAUCUGUCAGAUGGUUCGAGCAUAAUAUCUUUCCGGGUGUGUAGCCUGGAGAAUGCAUUGGCUCUUCUUUAGAAAGCUCGGAGUGACGAAGUGGGGGGGGGGGGGGGGGGGAAGGGGGGAUUUCUGGAUGUACAGAUCUAAAACCUUAGAUUGGUUAUUCGGUACUGUCGAAUUAGACAUACGAUCUCAGUGGAAUGGAAAACAACUCACCUUAUGGAAGAAUGUCAUUUUUCCAAGGGAAGAGAACUGACAUCCUGACCUUUUUAAAUAUUUUAUAGACAAGUGGGUUUGUUUGUUUGACAUUAACUAUCAAAGGGAGUGCAUAAAAGAAAAAAACAAGUUCAUAUUGAUAAAUUUAAAAAAAAAAAAGAUUGCUCUCCCUUAAUUCAAUGAUGCAAAAAGUGCCGUUCAAGACUACAAAAAUUUUAUUAAAAAAAAUUGUUUUUAUGUAUUUAACAAAAGAUUCAGUUCGUCAUUCUAAUGUCCAAGCUUGAAUAAAUGACCCAUCUAAAAUUUGAAUAAUUCAUCCAUAUUAGCUAACAUAAAUAUAUUUUUUUUUCAAAAGAACAACUAAAAAAAGAGACAGUUUACCAAGCGACCAAAGUUAGCUGUUCAUAUUUGGACACCAAUGUCGCCACAACGUCUUUGAAUGUCUGUCAUCAAAACUAAAAACAUUAAUAAUAAUAAAAAUAAUUAAUGUCCUGGUUUAAUUUUUAAAAAAAAAUUAAAAAAUAGCCAUCCUUCUAGUGAUACAAGAAUUGUGUUAAUAGAGAAUCCACGUUGUUUGGAUAAGAUUGGCGUGUUUAAUUAGAAAGGAAGUAAGCAGAAGAAUAUAAUAUACCAGUAAAGCUUACUUGUAUAUAUAAAGUUAUGAUUUUACCCCCCAACUCUAAAUACCAUUUGCACUGUAACAUAAAAUUAAAGAAACUUAACUAACGGUGGAGGUCAGUCAAAUAUUUGAUUAGCAUAUUUGAUCCAGAUUUUCGAAGGGGGUGUGCUCUAACCAAUAUAAAAAUUCUAUUCUAGAUCACUUUUGUUGUAGUCUCAUUUAAACGAUUUAGUUCUGAGUUUUUCUGCAAGCUAUUGCCCUUCAUAGUUUUAACGUCUUCUCCUACCACCAGUCUAUUCUCAUUCUAACAAAUCUCAUACUAUACUUCUGUCCUCACUCUACAAACUCUCAAAUCAAUCCGUCUGUCUUUACAAUAGCGACCCUUUUAACCUUGAAUUCUGUAAUUUCUCAGCAGCUGACGGACUUCUCUAUCAGCAAUGCCGAUGUAACCCGGCGGUCAUGUGCCCGACACAGGCUAUAAAUCCCGCUCCCACACCGACAUCCAUUACUACAGCGACAUCCACCGCAACAACACCCACACCCUCCACAGCAACAACUACGGCAACCACCACUACAACAACAACAACCACCCCUACCACCACCACCACCACUACCACGCCAACCACAACAACCACGCCAACAACCACAACAACUUCUACAACGACAACCACCCCUACCACCACCCCUACCACCACCACCACCAAUACUACGCCAACCACGACAACAACCACACCAACAACCACAACAACGACGACGAGCACAACCCCUACUACUACCACAGUUCCACCAUCACGUAAGUACUUCGUUGUAUAGGCUAAAAAAUUGCUCGUAGCCAUUGAUAACCGAUAGCUACGUACGUGAAAAAAAUGCAACAUCAGGUAGCUGUAGACUAAAAGGAGUCAAUAGAUUUUUUUUUUGUAUUGAUAUCAAUUGAUCGCACUAUAUGACCUACCACAUUGAAAGACUAAAAGCUUGGGAUUUUAUAAUGGGCCACUUGCUAUUACGAUGUCUUACAGUAUGAAACAGGGGCCCCCAAUCAAACACAAGUGCUGAAAGCUAACCCUUUCUCUCAAACCCUGCCCCCCCCCCCCGAGACCUUGCACUUCGUAAUUUGUGUACUGCGUGUCAUGCCAGCCAUGAUAAUUGUUGGGCCCUGUCACCCUUAUUUGAAAAAAACAAAACUUUACGAUUAAAUUUUCUUUAGAACUUUUGGUGACUAGUAAAUCAUAAUAUUGAUAACAAACCAUUUCACUAUUUUCAGCAGAUAGAAUAGUCAAAUCCUUAGAUUAUUCAAAACAUGAAUUUUAGUAGGAGGGCGUCUAAUUUUUCAUUGCAGUCUUUAUUCUGAAAAUGUGAUGAUCUUUCUAGAGGUUUGCGGGACUCUGCGUUCAAAACACUUAGUUGUUUCGUUUUAAUCUGUAUUAGUUCAAUUCCUCGCAUAAGCCUCAAAAUUUAAAAAAAAAAUUUCCCUCCUGACUAAAAAAUACCCCCCCCCCCCCAAUAAAAAUGCCACAGAAUAUUUGUAUUUUUUCUUUCCCAUAGUAAUUUAGUGUUGGCUGUUGAAAUUUAAAAGGAGGGCUUUAUUAACUCUAACUCAGAUUGGAAGUCAUUGCUUCCUUUCCCUCCAGUGUAGAACUCCUAGUACAAACGACUCACAGUGCGAAAUCUUCACAGUAUUAAAUUCUCACAGUAUGAAAUCCUCACAGAAUGAAAUCACCAGAGUAUGAAAUCUUCACAAUAUGAAAUCUUCACAGUAUGAAAUCCUCACAGUAUGAAAUCCUAAAGUAUGAAAUCCUAAAGUAUGAAAUCCUAAAGUAUGAAAUCCUAAAGUAUGAAAUCCCCACAGUAUGAAAUCCCCACAGUAUGAAAUCCCCUCAGUUAGAAAUCCCCACAGUAUGAAAUCCUCACAAUAUGAAAUCCUCACAAUAUGAAAUCCUCACAGUAUGAAAUCCUCAACUAGAUUUGCAAAAAAUGCAGGUAGAGAGAGCGGGCACUUUUUUUUUCUUUUUUUUUGACAAUAUUUUUUUCAUCAAUAAAAAUGUUCCAAAAUUAUUAUAAUUUCAUUCAUAGUAUGUGGUUAAAUAUUUUCUCCAUGUCCUAUCCCUCCCUCACUCCUCCCUCCCUCCCUCCCUCGCUCCUCCCUCCCUCACUCCUCCCUCGCUCCUCCCUCCCUCCCCCCUCCCUCCCUCCUCCCUCCCCCCUCCCCCCCCCCCCCCCCCCCCCUCCCUCCCCCCCCCCCCCUCGCUCCUCCCUCCCUCGCUCCUCCUUCACUCGCUCCUCCAUCCCUUCCUCCGUCACUCCUCCCUUCCUCCCUCUCUCAACCCCACUCCCAAAACACCCCAACAGUGUGCCAGCCGGCCUUCCGCCUACUCAACGGCGCCCUCGUCAACAACGACUGCGCCUUUUCUGGCAUCUCCAACAUCACCAUCAACACCGGGACGAGGGUGGUGUGCAACGCCGUCCUGACCACGGCUACGGUCAACGGUGUCCUGAAGAAAACGUUCCUGACGUCCAGUAUCUGCAAGAACCUCAUCACCAAUGCAGCUGCCGGCACGUAAGUGGUAAUGAUGACAUUUUGAAAAGUCAUUUCAGCGUCUUGUAUGGUCGCGACACACACCGCUGAUCAGUUGUGUUACUGACCCGAAACGUGAGAUCCGUUGUAUAGAAAACUUGAAACGUGAGAUCCGUUGUAUAGAAAACUUGAAACGUGAGAUCUGUUGUAUAGAAAACUUGAAACGUGAGAUCUGUUGUAUAGAAAACUUGAAACGUGAGAUCCGUUGUAUAGAAAACUUGAAACGUGAGAUCCGUUGUAUAGAAAACUUGAAACGUGAGAUCCGUUGUAUAGAAAACUUGAAACGUGAGAUCCGUUGUAUAGAAAACUUGAAACGUGAGAUCCGUUGUAUAGAAAACUUGAAACGUGAGAUCCGUUGUAUAGAAAACUUGAAACGUGAGAUCCGUUGUAUAGAAAACUUGAAACGUGAGAUCCGUUGUAUAGAAAACUUGAAACGUGAGAUCCGUUGUAUAGAAAACUUGAAACGUGAGAUCCGUUGUAUAGAAAACUUGAAACGUGAGAUCCGUUGUAUAGAAAACUUGAAACGUGAGAUCCGUUGUAUAGAAAACUUGAAACGUGAGAUCCGUUGUAUAGAAAACUUGAAACGUGAGAUCCGUUGUAUAGAAAACUUGAAACGUGAGAUCCGUUGUAUAGAAAACUUGAAACGUGAGAUCCGUUGUAUAGAAAACUUGAAACGUGAGAUCCGUUGUAUAGAAAACUUGAAACGUGAGAUCCGUUGUAUAGAAAACUUGAAACGUGAGAUCCGUUGUAUAGAAAACUUGAAACGUGAGAUCCGUUGUAUAGAAAACUUGAAACGUGAGAUCCGUUGUAUAGAAAACUUGAAACGUGAGAUCCGUUGUAUAGAAAACUUGAAACGUGAGAUCCGUUGUGUUAAAGACCGGAACCGGGGGUCCGUUGUGUCAUUGACCAGAAACGUAAAUUCUUAUCACCAGGCAUUUAUCAUUGCACGCUAAAGAGACCCCCCUCCCCCCCCCCCCCCGUAAUAAAAGUAAUUAUUACAUACCUCCACCAACGACAAUCACCUCAUGUAAAGGAAUUUUGUAAUUAUGUAACCAAAAGAGACAUUAUCAUAUGAGUUCUUUGGUUUUGUUUCGUGCAAUAAUUAUUCAGUUUAUUCGACUUUUUUUUUUUACACCAUGCAAAUCGGAUUGAAUUACAGACUAGACUAAAUAGCCAGGCGUUUUCAUGAUGAAUCUGAUGUACGGUUGCAAACUGCGUUUCUUCUUUCAGUAUUUCUAAAUUGUGCAAAAAGGAUAACUUCAGGAUUGUCAGAUUCUUUAGUGUGACAUCUGUGGUUCAAAGAAUUUAAAAAAAAAAAAAAAAAAAAGUCACUGUUAUGUCUGUGACAGUGUCUGUAAUCUCUGUGACAGUGUCUGUAAUGUCUGUGACAGUGUCUGUAAUGUCUGUGAAAGUGUCUGUAAUGCCUGUGAAAGUGUCUGUAAUGCCUGUGGCAGUGCCUGUAAUGCCUGUGACAGUGUCUGUAAUGUCUGUGACAGUGUCCGUAAUAUCUGUGAAAGUGUCUGUAAUGCCUGUGGCAGUGCCUGUAAUGCCUGUGACAGUGUCUGUAAUGUCUGUGACAGUGUCCGUAAUAUCUGUGAAAGUGUCUGUAAUGCAUAUGACAGUGUCUGUAAUGUCUGUGACAGUGUCUGUAAUGUCUGAGACAGUCUGUAAUAUCUGUGACAUUGUAUGUAAUGUCUGUGACAGUGUAUGUAAUGUCUGUGACAGUGUCUUUAAUGUCUCUGACAUUGCCUGUAAUUUCCCUGUCAGUGUCUAUAAUGUUUGUGACAGUGUUUGUCAUAUCAGCUAUAGGGUCGGUAAUGUAUGUGACAGUGUUUUUAAUGUCCGUGUCAGUGUCUGUAAAAAAUAAUAUAUAUAUAUAUAUAUACCUCCAAUGUCAAUGGUUUCAAACAUCUUUAGAUUAUAAAAGUAAAUUCACUACCACAGACAACUUUUAAUCAAAAUUUUUAAAGAAUUAAUUACAAUAUGUUUUCCUCAAAAACGAAAAGUAGCCACUCUCUUGCCCAGAUGCGUUCUAAAUUUUUCGAAUGGUUUACAGCCAACAGGUUUUUUAUUUUAUAUUGCACAGUUAAAUAAUGUUUCUGCCUGUUGCUCUACAGAGUGGACAUCUCCAUUGGGGCUCAGAAUUACCCGGUUCAAGAGCCAAUCUUCACUAUGACCGACGGUGAGUUCAUUAUCUAUUUAUCCUUGCUACGUUAAACCUGAUUUUUUUUUUUUUUUUUUUUUUUUUUUUUUAAAAAAAUUUUUUUUUAUUAGGGGGGGGGGGUUAAGGGGGCGCUCGCCAACAUCAGGGGGCGAAAAAAAAAAAAACGUCUUUAGAUAUGACGUUAAAAUUAAUUAAACGGUUAAAGCGUAACUAGUUAACAAGGACUGGGUGCAUUGAGCACCAGAACACCUUUUUGUAAGACUGCCCCGGAGGGCAUUUUUUUCUGUAUCUUUACAGGAACUGUUGUAUAAACAUUUAGGGGCACCUUCUUCUCCAUGUUCACGGCCCUGCCUUCAGGCUUUCGCCGUCUGUGCUGCUUUUCCUCGGCACGGCCCUCCUCCUUUGGGGAGGUUGACUGUUGUCACUGGGGAGGAUAACUGGUGUCACUGAGGUAGUUGACUGUUGUCACUGGGGAGGAUAACUGUUGUUACUGAGGUAGUUGACUGUUGUCACUGGGGAGGAUAACUGUUGUUACUGAGGUAGUUGACUGUUGUCACUUGGGAGGUUAACUUUCGUUAAUGGCGAGGUUAACUGUUGUCGCCGGUGAGUAGAGACCGACCGAGAGUGAUUUUUUCAAAUUUUGGCCGAAACCAGGCCGAAAGGUAAAAUGACUUUUGGCUGAAACCGAAAAAACCUUAACAAGACUUUUGAUUGAAACCGGAGCCAAAACCAAAAUCUUCACGACACUUUCGGCCGAAACCGAUUUCUGUUUUAGAUAUCGUUAAAUACUUGUAUGCAUACAUUCUGCAUACAUAAAAAAAAAAAGGAUGGAAGUAUCAAUAUUUAUAUUUAUUUUAUAAAAAAUGAGAUGAUCGUGAAUAUUAUAAAUAAACAUCUAAUGAACACUUGGGCUCAGAGGCGUAGCGAGGAGGGGGCAGGGGGGACAGAUGUCCCCGGGCGCCAGCGAGUUAGGGGUGCCAAAAUGUGCUUUGAUAUUAUUUCAUUGAUGAAAAUAAUGGGUUUGAGAGUUGAGAAAAAGAAAAAGGGGGCGCUUUAAAAUGGAUCUUGUCCACGGGCGCGAAUCUUGUCCCCGGGCGCCAAACACCCUCGCUACGCCUCUGCUUGGGCUUUUACCAUUUUAAUUUAAAAGUAAUUUAAAUAUCUUAAAAAUGUAUUUAAAUGUAGUAUGUUAAGAGAAAAUGUGGACGGUGUUGGGGGGGGGGUGAAUUCAUUCAAAAUAGACCCUUGAGUGCAACUUUGCUUUUAUAAUAAAAAUGCAACGCUACCUGAAUAUAUAUACAAUAAUUAUUGUAGUUCUAAGAGAACUUUUACCAUUUUAAUUUAAAAGUAAUUUAAAUAUCUUAAAAAUGUAUUUAAAUGUAGUAUGUUAAGAGAAAAUGUGGACGGUGUUGGGGGGGGGGGGUGAAUUCAUUCAAAAUAGACCCUUGAGUGCAACUUUGCUUUUAUAAUAAAAAUGCAACGCUACCUGAAUAUAUAUACAAUAAUUAUUGUAGUUCUAAGAGAGACAAUUUUCAUCUAAAUAUCAGUUAUUUAGUCUAUAAAAAUGGCACGACAUUGUGUUGCGGUAAUCGUCAUAUAAUUCUUUGUGUUUUCAUAAAUAGCUGGCAAGAUAUCGCUGUGUUAAUAUAUAUAACCUAGAAUCAACACAGUCUUUCUGUGUUGGUGACGUAAUUACUUCGUUCUGGCGACUAACCUCCCUCAACCCAUAAUAGAAAAAAAACUAGGGUUUUAAAUUUAAUUUUUGAAAAAUAUAUCAAUUAUAUCAAAUUCCGUUAAUAUAAAAUUUAUUUAAAUGACAUUUAGAAUUUUCGUUCGAAAUUGAAGGUUAAGUUUUCACAAAUUUUAGAGAACAAACAAAAUUUAGUUUAGGGCCCCGUAAAGCGGUAUGGUAAGUCCAACAUUUACAAAUUUAAAGUUAAAGGACAUCUAAAAAAAAAAAAAAAUCUCUAGCGUAGCAAUCAGCCGUCAGUGAAGUCCUUUACUCACCAUCAUGAUUAAAAUGGUGAUCAUUUACAUUCGGUCAUUUAAGGUCAUGUUUAUGGAGAAAAAAAAAUUGUAGCUGACGGUCACGACAAUGAGUGGGCUACGCAUAUAAAAAUAGUCAGCAAAAUCAUUCUUAAAACUUUUAAUUAUUUUAGAAACUUAAAUAUGAUUACAUAGAUACUUCCGUUUAAAAUACGGAAUUGGUGUGAGUUUUUAUACCACAAUUAUCACAAUAACAUCGGGUGAUAAUUUCUAGUAUAUAAGAAUGAACUAGGCUGACCGUAACGCCAAACAGACAAAGCGAUUUAAAUAUAAUCGGAUUAUUGAAAAAAAAAUUAUAGUGAUUUUCUAAUAAUUUAAGGAAAUCGAAUAAAUUUAAAUGCGGUUAAAAAAAUAUUAAAUCCGCUUUAAUUUUAGUAAUUGUUUAAGUAUUGUUAUAAUAAAUUACAAAUACAUUUGAAUGAUUAUAAAGAAGCUAUUUUAAGCAUUUUACCCGAAUUAGCAUGUUGUGAAAGAUUUAAAAAAAUAUAUUAUCUAAGAAUUACAUCAUACUCCAAUUGAUCGGAAAAACCCAAACAUUGAUUGAUUUAGUGCGGCUUAGCGCAUAUUGGAAAAAAUACACUUUGGGCCCCCGGCCACAAACGGUAUAGAGAAAUGAAUCCUGCUUAACUCUUGUAAGUAAGCCGUAAGGAAUAAGUCUGCUUAAGUUCAGGCUUCUAUCUACAGGGGAAGUUGGAGAAUUAGUGAUGUGCGAGUGAGGGCUUUGCCUUUUAUUAGUAUAGAUCAGAAAAAAAAUUAAAUGGGGCCCCAGGCUGCAGAGAGAUGAAUAUUAUGAGUUUUGUAACCUUAAGUAUUUGAAUUAUGAUAAUUACGAGUAUGUGUACUAAGUUUGUUCAAGAUCCAUCUAUUCAUGUCGGAGUACUAAGCAUAUUGAUAUUUAUAAUGCUUACAUGAGGAAAAAUAAAAUGGGCCCCCCGGCCCCAGAGGUAUGGAUAUUAUGCGUUAAUUACCCUUCGGUAUUUGAAUAUGGAUAAUCAAGACUAUGUGUGUUAAGUUUGGUCAAGAUCCAUCAAUUCAUGUAGCAGUAUAUGUUGAUCAUUUUUUUAUAUAGCUAAUAUUAGAAACAAACAACAACAUGGGCCCCCGGCCCCAACGGUAUGAAGUUUGGAAAUGAAACAUGCUUAAGUUUUGUAUGUAAGCUGUAAGGAAUAAGCAUGCAAAAUUUCAGGUUUCUAUCUACAGGGGAAGUUGGAGAAUUAGUGAUGAGUGAGUGAGUGAGUGAGUGAAUGAGUGAAUGAGGGCUUUGCCUUUUAUUAGUAUAGAUGUGCUGAAAAUUAAUAUGUACAAGGUAUUCAAAAACAUUUCCAUUUAUUUGGAUCAAUAGAGAGUAUUAUCUUAUAUUAUAUUAAAGGCAUUAAGUUUCGGAAUUUUUACAAUGUUUACAAUCAUUUUUUUUACCAAUCAGGACCGAAUGGCAACACCUUCAUUACAAUCAACGAUAGGUACGUCAAUCUUCUGUCCUUCCUGGGAGCCUGUCAGAAAACCGCCUGCACGUUCAACUCGGUGACCAUGGGGUCCAAGGUGGACUUCAAUGACUGCAAACUGAUCAGUUGGGGAGCACAUGAUACUUGUGAGUGGCCACUUGGCCAAACAUGUUAUGUGCGUCCGUUAUCAAGCAAUCCGGUAGAGACUGUCGUUAAUGGGCAGUCAACGAAGAGGUUAACUUGGGUCCAUGGUUAUUGAAGGACAGGGUUAACUUAGUAACUUGUUGGUUAAGGGCAGGGUUAAUUUAUUAAGUGGGCAGUUAGACAGGGUUAAAUUUUUAGGUGACUACUUAAGAAAGGCUUAAUUGGUAUCUGAUUAGUUAAGACAGGGUUAUUCGGUAGAGGCUUAGUAAAGAAAGGAUUAAUUCAGUUGGUUGUUAGUUAAGGACUGUGUUAAUUUAAGGGGUUAAUUUAGUCAGUGGUUAAAGGAAGAAAAAGUUCAUUUAGUGGGUGUCUGUCGUGAAAUAAGUUGAUAUAGGAGUAGCUUAGCUAAGGGAAUAGUUAAUUUAGUUGGGAAUCGUUAAUUUGGUUGGGAUGUUUAGUCAAGGUAAAUGUUAACUGACUGGGUGGUUAGUUACAGAAAGUGAUCAUUCAGUAGUUGGUUAUUCAAGACGGGGUUAGUAGAGUAGGUGGUUUGUUAAGGGAACGCAUUAAUAGUGGAACAAGAUAAGGAAUGGAAGUUAAUUUAAUUUGGUGGUUAGAGAAGGAACCAGAGUUCAUUCAGUUGGUGGAUAGUGAAAUAAAUUGUUUUAUUUGGAUGUGUUAUCAAUUUGCUUAUUUGAUCCGAUCAAAUGAGAUUUUAAAUAUUUGAAUUUCACUACUACCAUUCAUCCCUUUCAUCGAGUCACAGGAACAGAACGAUAACACUUUGUAGAUAUACACUUAUUGCGCCAUUUCGUUGCUUUGUUUCGUUCCAGCGCUCACCCAGGGAGGCCAGUAUGAGACAUCGGUGAAGCUUAAUUUAUUCGGCUGCACCGGCAUAGCGAACUUGUUUGGCGCCGACACCACCAUGUGCUUUACGACAACCAGUGGCCAAAACACCUUCUGCUCGGUAAAGACUAUAGAAGCUGUUGAGGAAUGUGUGUUUUUGUUACGAAUGAGACUCGUGAGUUUGGGUCAAUGAGGUGUGCUGGACAGAACGACGAACGAUGAGAGAGUGAAGCAGUACGCUGUCAGAUCAAGGUCGGGGUAGCACGUUCAUGAGGUGGCUGUCUGGGAGGUUGCUUUGGUGGUAGCCUACUUGUGUUGUCGAAAUGGAGGCUCUUGUGAGGUUGUACAUUACAUAACACUGCGCAUGACUGGAAUUAGAGACGGGGUCAAUGGUAUUGUGUUGCAUUUAUCCCAGCUGGCUGUAAGUGACAUUCUACAAAAGCUGUCACCGCGGUUCAUAAAACACAAGCAAAUUCAGUUACCUUAAAAAAAAAUCGAAUGUAUUUUAAACUAUAUAAAUUAACUUAAUUUUUUUAAAUUUUUCACUUUUUUAAAUGAAUACAUAAUUUAUUGACUUUAAAACACCUAUUGCAUUAACAUUUUAUACUGUACAAAAAAUUAAUUUCCCAAGCGUAACUGCCCAUCCGACCUUACACUCAGGACAUCUCGUUUAAUGCCAUUGUUAAAAUCAUUAAUAUUGGUUUACUUUAUAUUUUAGGGUGACGCCGGAGCACCAUUGUACUGCCGGGCCCCCAGUAACGGUGAAUGGAUCUUGAUGGGCGUGGCAGCAUUUCAGGCCAAGUGUAACUCCACACCUGACAUCAAAGUCAUCCCUUUCCCGAGAUAAGCGUCCCCGCCCCCCCCCCCCCGUCUCGGUCUAACCCCAGUAACGGUGAAUGGAUCUUGAUGGGCGUGGCAGCAUUUCAGGCCAAGGGUAACCCCCCCCCCGACACCAAAGUCCUCCCUUUCCCGAGAUAAGCGCCCCCGCCCCCCCCCCCCCGUCUCGGUCUAAUGGACACCAGAUGAAGUGAAAGCGGAACCACUUGACGCAGAUGAUCUAAACAGAGAACUCUUGUAAUAAUACACACGAGUCUGCCACAUCAACUUUGUUCUUUGAUAUUUUUUAAUUGCAGCGUUCUGGUUGUUUAAAGAUGACGUUAGCUCAAAUCCAAUGUGCUUUGUAAUUAUGGUAAACAUCGUGCACACUGGACGCGAGUGGUACGCUAAAGAUAUGUGAGAUUUAAGAUCAUCUUAGGGUGUUCUACAUGGCCCAGGAAUAUAUCCUUAUACGACUUAGUCACAUAAUGCUAAAUGUUUAAGAAAUAUAACGUAUAAACUCUCAUAUAUAAGAGGCGCAUAAAUAUCCGAUAAGUUUAAAUUUUGCUUCAUUUUAAAAUUUUAAAAAAGUG